UGGAGACAAUAUGUCCUCAGUUUCGUUCCCCUUCUCUUGGUUUAGCCCUCGGCUCAAGUGAAGUCUUAGGAGGACCAGCCGGGGGCCAUUUACGCGGGAAAUUUAUAGCCGGCAAAGGCGCAAGCCGCUAAAAAGCUAGGGUUAGGGUUUGGAGGGGGUUGGGUUUGAGAAUUAAGAAGCCAAGGCAAGGUUCUCUCCCUUCCUCUCCUUCUCUUCUCACAGGAUGUUGGACAUCAAUCUCUUCAGAGAAGACAAGGGUAACGACCCCGAGCGGGUCAGGGAGUCGCAGAGACGGAGGUUCGCCAGCGUCGAGAUCGUCGACGAGAUCAUCCGUCUGGACAAGGAAUGGAGACAACGCCAAUUCGAGCUCGAGAAUUUGCGGAAGGAUUUCAAUCGCAUCAACAAGGAGGUUGCCCGGCUAAAAAUCUCUGGAGGCGAUGCAACGGAGAUGAUUAAGAGCACGGAUGAGAACAAGCAGCUGACGGCAAAGAAGGAAAUCGAAGUCCAGGAGGUGAGGGACGUAUUGUACGCCAAAUUGGAGACCGUUGGCAACCUCGUCCACGACUCUGUCCCUGCUUUCCUGGAUGAAGAAAACAAUCAAGUUAUUCGAACGUGGGGUGAGAAAAGGACGGAAGCAAACUUGAGAAAUCAUGUGGAACUUGUUCAGCUUCUCGGGAUUGCAGAUCUCAAUAAAGGAGCUGAUAUAGCUGGAGGAAGAGGCUUUUAUUUGAAAGGAGCUGGUGUACUUCUUAAUCAAGCAUUAAUAAAUUUUGGCCUUAUGUUUUUGACAAAACGUGGUUAUCAGCCACUUCAGACUCCAUUUUUUAUGAGAAAGGACAUCAUGGCUAAAUGUGCUCAGCUGGCACAAUUUGAUGAGGAGCUUUACAAGGUUACUGGAGAAGGGGAUGACAAGUAUUUGAUUGCUACAUCGGAGCAGCCUUUAUGUGCCUAUCAUCUUGGUGAUUGGAUUCACCCCACACAACUUCCACUUAGAUAUGCUGGAUAUUCUACUUGCUUUCGGAAAGAAGCAGGUUCACAUGGCCGAGAUACUUUGGGCAUUUUUAGAGUGCAUCAAUUUGAAAAAGUUGAGCAGUUCUGCGUUACAGGCCCUAAUGGCAAUGAUUCAUGGGAUAUGCAUGAAGAAAUGAUAAAAAAUUCUGAAGAAUUUUACAAAGAGUUGAACAUCCCCUAUCAGAUAGUUGCCAUUGUUUCUGGUGCUUUGAAUGAUGCAGCUGCGAAGAAAUAUGAUUUAGAAGGGUGGUUUCCUGCAUCGAAGACAUACAGAGAGCUGGUGUCCUGUUCAAACUGUACAGAUUAUCAAUCCAGAAGGCUAGAAAUCCGAUAUGGGCAGAAAAAGGGCAAUGAUCAAGUGAAGCAGUACGUUCAUUUAUUGAACUCCACCCUCACGGCAACAGAGAGGACAAUAUGUUGCAUUCUCGAGAACUAUCAAAAGGAAGAUGGUGUGGAGAUACCACCACCUCUGCGUCCCUUCAUGGGCACUAGCUUCCUUCCUUUUCAGAGCAAGCCAGCUGCGGAGGUGAAGGAGAAGAAGUCCAAAACCAAGGGAGAUGGUAGCAACAAGAAACCUUCCUCGUGACUGCUGUUCGAUAUUAUUUGGGGUUAUCUUGGCUCAUACUGUCCGUGAAGUAUAUGUCGUUUUUCACCUACAUUGCAGAGUAUCAUCAUUCUAUCAUGUUUAUGGAUGUCCGUGGAAUUUCCCUCUUCCAGGGACACUUGUUUGUUGAAUUUUGGAAGAUCGAUUUUUUUAUAUUGGAAUUUCACUUGAUUGUUGUAGUA
Molecule: messenger RNA, 1797 nt
Organism: Nymphaea colorata (pocket water lily)
Lineage: Eukaryota; Viridiplantae; Streptophyta; Magnoliopsida; Nymphaeales; Nymphaeaceae
Product: serine--tRNA ligase
Exons: 10
Coding region: 224-1597 (457 amino acids)
Biological process (GO): seryl-tRNA aminoacylation
Cellular component (GO): cytosol
Molecular function (GO): tRNA binding; serine-tRNA ligase activity; ATP binding
Source: RefSeq, a predicted model, not a curated record